Molecule: messenger RNA, 768 nt
Organism: Hydatigera taeniaeformis
Lineage: Eukaryota; Metazoa; Platyhelminthes; Cestoda; Cyclophyllidea; Taeniidae
Source: the annotation of a GenBank genome assembly
AUAUUUGCACAAUACAUUCGACGACUGACGCUUUCCAGUUUUCCAGACGCUCCGAACGUCCACAUCAGCCAGCAGGUAGGGCGCCUGUGGCGAAACCUCUCCAAUGACUUUAGAGAGGUUUACGCAAAAGAAGCGCGUCGGCUUCAGAGCCUUCACUCUCUUGAGUUCCCCGACUACAAGUAUCAACCACGUCGACGUCUACGGACCCUCGACGGCGAUGAAGUCGAUUGCCAUCCCUCUCCUUUGUGCUCGGCAAGCAAUCCCCCAUCAUCUAAUAUCAACGUUGUCAAUAGUUACUUUGAUGAACUUCUCCAAAAUGGUCGCCCCAAGAGUCAACCGAAGCCUUCAUUUCCAAGCGAAUUUGGUUCCAAAGAGCGAACAAACUUCACCGACGGUCUGUUGGACUUUACUGUAUUGCGCUAUAACCCUAAUAUGGACACUCUUACAUCGCCCCAAAGCAUUAAUGGCGAGAGGAGCAUUAUGAAGUACCAACCCGAAGACUCCAACGUUUACCAGCCUGCAUUUAACUAUCCUGCAAUCACUGACAGUGCUGCCAAUCGAUUGAGCUGGUUGGAUGCCAGGUCGAUCGAGCCGUUCGGUCUCCCAACCCAAACACAAGUAACAUUUACUGGAUCUUCCUUUUUGCAACCAGAGAACAUUUUUCCGUCCAACGAACACUGGUACCAAUACCAUAAGGAGGGCUCCUUUGGAGACCCGUUACCCCUUCCGGGGAUCGAAACAUGGACAUUCAGUGGUUCCACCAUCUAG